Chrysochloris asiatica (Cape golden mole) is the source of this 711-nucleotide messenger RNA. RefSeq names its product sterile alpha motif domain containing 5 (gene SAMD5). Lineage: Eukaryota; Metazoa; Chordata; Mammalia; Afrosoricida; Chrysochloridae. Bases 1 to 711 code for a protein of 236 amino acids. The transcript is spliced from 2 exons. The record is from RefSeq and is a predicted model, not a curated record. Gene Ontology annotation, molecular function: protein binding.
AUGUGCACCAACAUAGUUUACGAGUGGCUGAAGGCGCUGCAGCUCCCGCAGUACGCCGAGUCCUUCGUGGAUAACGGCUACGAUGACCUGGAGGUGUGCAAACAGAUCGGGGACCCGGACCUGGACGCCAUCGGAGUGUUGGCGCCCGCGCACCGCCGCCGCAUCCUGGAGGCUGUCCGCCGGCUGCGAGAGCAGGACGCCGCCGCCGCUGGCCUCUACUUCACGCUCGAGCCGCAGUCGCCACCGCCGCCCGUCGCCGCUGUCCCCACCGGCCGCCGGGGGGAGCCGUGCGGCGGCCCUGCCGGCCGCACCCUGGGGCCUCGCGGAGACCCCAGCAGCCAGACGGCUGCCCCCCGCAGCAGGGAGCUGGUGAGCUACCCCAAACUGAAGCUGAAGAUCAUGAUCAGGGAUAAGCUCGUCCGCGACGGCAUCCACCUGAGCAAGCCUCCGUACUCCCGCAAGCGCUUUAUCCAGUCCAGCUUGGUGUCUUUAGGUUUUGGAGAGACAAGAGCCCACAUCCAACCAGGUGUGAACUCUAAACUAGGGCUGAGUACUGACAAGUGCUUGCCUGCCGGGCAUUGGUCCCCCAGCGCUUCUCCUGGCUCUCUGACAUGGUAUUUGCGUCUGCAGGGUUUGAGGAGAAUGAUGGAUACCUACAAUAGUUUCACCUCUCCGUAUCUCUCCCUUUUGAGAAAACCCUUAGUGAAAUAA